AUGCCGCCCGCGUACCAGGAAGGCUCGGAAGACGAGUACAGUCCACCAGAAGACAACCUUGAUCCAGAGCUCGUCCUUGCCCGUGUACGAGCAUUUCAGUCAGUCCCUGUGACGCUCAUCGUCGACCCACCACGCUCGAAAGAGGCGCAGGAACGCAUAGACAGACUCAAGGCAUACGCCCGAGGACCACGGAUGACAGGCCCUUGGGAUGGGACCAAAUUACAACUCAGUUCUGCAAUCCUUGGGAAUCCACUCACCAAGGUAUGGUCACAACUUGAACCCGAUUCCGACAGCGAGAUCGAGUACGAGUUGCAUGAAACCGAGGAAGAGUGGAAGGCAUGGGUGCUAAAGGCCGAGGCCAAACGGGCCAAGAAGGCGGCGAGAAAGCAACUUCAGAAGCUGGAUAUGACUAUGGCACAAGGAUUGACGACGGAGUCACCUAUACUAAGGCCGACCAACUCGUCGCAGCCGGUCGUCGAUCCAACAAUCCUCGCAAACGAGCCAGACCCUUCUCAUGAUGAUGGAUUGGCGCCAGUGGUGGAUUGGAACGAGGACAGUCUCGUGGAAUGCUUUCAAUCAACCCCCAAGCGCCCUCGCAUGGCUGCGGGAGAAACUCCUAGACAACUCGCUUCGCCCCCAGAGACUAGGGAUCAGCCACUACCUUCCGUAGCCAACGGACCUGCUGCGUCACCAGUCUUAGGAGACGGGCAAAUAACCGAACCCUUUGUUUCAAAUAGGCCUCUCUCGCAGCGUGCUCAAUCUCUUCCAAAGCAACCUAUGCCGAUCACGCCUCUCUCACCGAAUGGGCCAAGGCUUGAACGUUUCCGUGCGAAUCAAUUGUUACAUGGGUCUCCUACCCCAAAGACAGCCUCUCGUCUCCAGGAUAGUUGGACCCCGAUGGUACACAAGGGAGAUUCACAGCGUGACGGUACAUCACCGGCUACAACAGCCUUUUUGUACGGAUCGAAAACCCCAGCCGAGCGCCCUCGUUGCACGCAAGAAGUUGAGGAUUCAAACGGAUACGCACGCGAGUUGGAAGCAGAGGCGGGUCGAUUAACUGGUAAUUCGGCCCUCGAGACUUCAAUGUACGUUCACCAAGGCUCCACUCGAGAUCAAGAUCCAGACUCGUUAAAGUACCACGGAACGGUCACGCCAGUGCGUGAUCAUGGGAGGCCUCGUCGUGGGAAGAAUACGAUUACGACGAGUCCUGGAACAGGUCGAGGGACUUGGGACUUGGGUGAAUCGUUCGGAGGGCUUUCGCAGGACACGAGGGCGAUUUCGGCAUUUGUGGAGGAAGACAUUGGAGAGGUGUAUCGGGACGAUUUUGAGGGGCAUCCAUGGUGA
Molecule: messenger RNA, 1344 nt
Organism: Serendipita indica DSM 11827
Lineage: Eukaryota; Fungi; Basidiomycota; Agaricomycetes; Sebacinales; Serendipitaceae
Source: the annotation of a GenBank genome assembly